Molecule: messenger RNA, 1531 nt
Organism: Alternaria rosae
Lineage: Eukaryota; Fungi; Ascomycota; Dothideomycetes; Pleosporales; Pleosporaceae
Exons: 2
Coding region: 458-1222 (254 amino acids)
Source: RefSeq, a predicted model, not a curated record
AAGUAGUAGACCAGCUUUGCUAAUAGAGUACGAGAACAUAACGACGUCAGCUCAUGGUUUCGCGUGCGCAUCACCACACAACAUCGACGUCACUCCACAGCAUACUCGGCUCGACUUCAAGAAGAUUGCGGAGGAUUUGCACGCAAUUUCUUCCAGGCAACAGUCCCGCGAAUAGAUGUAGCUAGACCACAUCAGAUGCCGGUGUGCCUAGAAAGGCGGCUUGAUAGUCUUCAGGGGCCAGCGCCGGUUAGGCGUGCCGCAUCAUGCGCUGUCAGUUAAGCGAUCAGCCUCCAAAUCUCCCCAAUAAGUAGACUAGAUAUCCCAUACUCGACGAACCUUUUCUUCAUCGCCAAGCAUCACUCGUUACUGCCUGUCGUUCAUUGCCAAUCUUUUUAAAGACUCUAAUCUAAUACUUGUCACUAUACCCCAUAUUGCUCGUCUCAAUCAACACAGCAAGAUGUCAAAGAUCCUCUCUGUGGCGCUUUUCGCCUCCUACGCUGCGGCCCAAACGACCGCUCAGGUCUGGAUGCCCGGUACGGAAGAUAUGGGUGUGUCAUACGAGGCCUCUGUUGUCAGCGUCGACAACGACCGCACUAUCCUGUCUGUGGAUGUGCAGGGUAUCACCCUAGACGACUCGAUGGCCGAUGUCCCUGCGACCAUCACUGUCGGAGGCAACACCUACUAUGGAUAUGAGGCCGCCAAUUCUGACUACGGCGUCGAGGUGACAAUCUCCGGCGCAUGCUCGCGCCAGAACACCGACGAAGCGGAGGCAACUUGCACUCAAACCACUAUUGGCCUCGAAGCCGAAAUGAGCUCCCUAUGCGCGGACCCAGAAUAUGCUACCGAUAUCUGCCCGGACGGAAUGGAUGCCGCUCUCUCUUUCACCGCAGUGCUUCCCGAAGGCUACUUCAAUAUGUUCCCCGUCGUCAUCACCGAGGGCGGUGACUCUCUUCCCAGUGCUACAGCAGCUGCAUCAGUAUCGGCCAGCAGCGCUUCCGUAACAGCGUCCCGUUCCACUGUCACAUCCGCAGCUUCUGGAUCUGCCACUGCUACCGGCUCCGACUCCGACGCAGCGGCCAGCUCUGGCUCGGAAUCUGCUGCGAGCUCUGGAGCUUCCGCCACCUCCAGCGGUCCUGAGGAAGUAGCCACUGGUGCUGCCUACAUGGUCCAAGUCCCAGCUCUGGCCGGUCUUGGUGCUGCUGUUGCCGCUUUCUUCUUGUAAAAUUCUAGUAGCGAGAUAGUCGCUUUAUUUGCGCUUUUCGAACGAGUUUUGGCUUAGCGAAUACCCUUUAUGCAUCUACGCAUGAUCACUCAAUACCUACGCUUAUAAUAUCAUCUUGAUUCGUUCACUUUCCGUAUUACUAUUAUACAGAUACUAUCUGGAACAUUGCCUCCGAUUAUUUCUGCAAGCAUACCAUCCUCUCUCCUUUCUUACCAAAGCAGCUCUUUCCUUCAUCAUCCGUCAUCACUCUACCACAGUAUACAUGUCCUUCACAGUCUUUCCUUUUGCACCGCCACCUUGUCACGUCCC